This is a messenger RNA of Symbiodinium pilosum, 744 nucleotides long. The record is from the annotation of a GenBank genome assembly. NCBI's taxonomy places the organism in Eukaryota, Dinophyceae, Suessiales, Symbiodiniaceae.
AUGGCGCCAUCUGCCUUUGAAGAACUUUGUCGCCAGCGGGAUGUGUCACCUGAAGCGUGGCGUUCCAAGCUUGCCACUCCAAUUAUUGCCGAGAAAAAACUGCAAGACAUGUCCGAUGCCGAGAUUGAGGAGCACAACAAAGCAGUGCAAGAGAAAGCGCAAGAAAUAAGAAAGGAUCGUGCUCUGCUUGCACUGGAAAAAGCACAGGACGGACGACUUGAACGCAAAGCCACCAAGGUUUGGGGCCAAAAUGCCAAGGAGAGGACGACAAUUCCAGCUGCUCAGGUCCCAGAAAUUCUGGAGUCCUUGGGCUUCGAAGUUUCCAGCAAUGAGGUUCAUUUCUUAUUGGGUAUCUUGGGAGCCACCCAGGGCGCGGACAUUGACCCAGAGCAUGAAGUCACCCAAAACGACUGGUUCUGGCUUGUCGGUGAAUGUCAGAUUCUCAAGGAGUCCUACAAAUUCUUCUUCCGCAGAGAGGAGUGGGAAGUGCAGUAUGCAGAUUCAGUGCGAAAGCUGACCCUCAAGGACCUUUGGACACUUAAAGGGCAGCCAAGCCAAGGUGUCCAGAAAGUCGGGUGGUGGUGGACGACUGGAGAGAAGGCGGGUCAGGCGAGUUUCCUGCAGAAAUUCGCCUGGGGUGCUCAGCCCGAAGUGGAGGAGGAGCUGCUCGGGAAAAUGGAACUCCUCAUUGGCCCUCGGCUCAAGGAUGCAGCUGCAGAUGCCGUGCAGCAGUCCACAGAGUAG